GCGCUCCUUCAGUGUGUGUGUGGAAAGGAGCUGCAAGAUUUGCUAAGAAACCUUUACAAGCUCACAAAACAGCGAUGAGUCUGUUCACCUGUGAAGAUCCUGCUGUUUGGAAAGCGGUUCACAUUAAAUACUGGACAGUAGUAGAAGCUAAAUCAGCUGGAAAGAGGAAGACUUCAGGAAAACUCCUGCAACUUGACAAAUGGUUUCAGGAGGAUCUGCCGGCAGCCAUUACGGCUCGACCGGAGCGUUUCCUCACACAUGCUGAGCUCGUCAAGAUCAUGGAGUGGAAACUGACUAAAGGGAAGUUCCGGCCGCGUCUGCAGCAGCUGAUUGGCUCCAAUAAUGAGGAGGCGGUUCAGAGCUCCAGCAGCAAAGCGUUCAGUUUGUUGCCUGAUGUACAAGCAGCAAUUAAAGAGCUGUGCAAACUCAAGGGUGUCGGGCCUGCCACCGCAUCAGCUGUGCUUGUGGCCGGAGCUCCUGAUAAAGUGGCCUUCAUGGCGGAUGAAGCCGUGGAAAGCAUCGCAGAGCUCAGACCAGUCGAGUACACGGACAAACACUAUGCACUUUACCUCCAGAAAAUGCUGUGGAAAACAUCAGAGCUUAAUAAAGUGGACGCUCAGCAGGACUGGACUCCUCACCGGGUGGAGCAGUGUUUGUGGACAUGGACAGUGGCCAAUCAGAUUCAGCCCUCAUUAUUGCAGGGAGUCAGCCUGAAGGAUGCAACCAAUCAGAAGCCAGAGAAGAGGAAGACAGCUGAUGAAAAGCCGUCAAAAAGAAAGAAGACUGAAUGACCAGAAAGACAGAAUCAAGCAGCACUUAAUCACAAAAUAUCCAGACAUUAAAAUUUGUAAAAUAAAA
This is a messenger RNA of Danio rerio (zebrafish), 858 nucleotides long. RefSeq names its product zgc:112496. Gene Ontology annotation, molecular function: catalytic activity. NCBI's taxonomy places the organism in Eukaryota, Metazoa, Chordata, Actinopteri, Cypriniformes, Danionidae. Gene Ontology annotation, biological process: DNA repair. The record is from RefSeq and is marked predicted.